Molecule: messenger RNA, 854 nt
Organism: Cannabis sativa
Lineage: Eukaryota; Viridiplantae; Streptophyta; Magnoliopsida; Rosales; Cannabaceae
Product: acyl-acyl carrier protein thioesterase TE1, chloroplastic-like
Exons: 4
Coding region: 29-646 (205 amino acids)
Cellular component (GO): chloroplast
Molecular function (GO): fatty acyl-[ACP] hydrolase activity
Source: RefSeq, a predicted model, not a curated record
AUAAAGCUAUAUAGAAUUAGCAAACAAUAUGUUGCACACCAUUUCAAUAUUGCCAACUCCUACCUACAAUAAUAGGCCACUAGGACAUGUGUCCACGUGUCACGAUCUUCACCGUUCAUCGCCAUCAUUAGUAGCUUUUCCAGUUACUAUUACUCAUCAACGUCGUCUUCGGUCUUUGUUUUUCCCCAUUAUAAAAUGCCAUAAUAAUAAUAAUAAUAAUAAUAAUAAUAAUAAUAAUAAUAUUGAAAUUGAGCUCAAAGUUCGUGAUUAUGAGCUUGAUCACUAUGGUGUCGUAAACAAUGCCACUUAUGCAAGUUAUUGCCAACAUGGUUGUUAUGAGGUCAUGGAAAGUGUUGGUGUAAGUUGUGAUAACCUUCUGCGCAAUGGGAAUACAUUGUUAGCAUUCUCAGAAUUGUCAAUCAAUUUCCAUUCACCUUUAAGAAGUGGAGACAAGUUUGUAAUGAAAGUUAAGUGUUCAAGAAUUUCAGCAGUGCGCUUGUACUUCGAGAAUAACAUCUUCAAGCUUCCCAAUCUAGAGCCUAUUUUGGAAGCAAAGGUGACAGCAGUUUGGUUGGAUAAGAAGUAUCGCCCUAGCCCUAUACCCAUGGAGAUCGUAACAUCUUUACUUGAUAAAUUUAUGAUAUAAUUACAUCAAAAAAAAAAAAAAAAAUAUAGAAGAAAAUUCAAAUAUUAUUAUUUUAUAAAUUAAUUUACAAUAAUGUAUAGUAAUUAAAAAAAAUUAAUAAAAAAUAAAUAUGAUCACAAUAUAGGCAAUAUAUGUGGGAAAUGUAUUAGAGUGUGUUUAAUAAAAAUUAUUCAUCACUGUGCAAUUAGUUUAAUUAUUUUCGAUGUUA